Ostreococcus lucimarinus CCE9901 is the source of this 513-nucleotide messenger RNA. RefSeq names its product F-ATPase family transporter: protons (mitochondrial). Gene Ontology annotation, molecular function: proton-transporting ATP synthase activity, rotational mechanism. The transcript is spliced from 2 exons. Bases 1 to 513 code for a protein of 170 amino acids. The record is from RefSeq and is a predicted model, not a curated record. Gene Ontology annotation, biological process: proton motive force-driven ATP synthesis. NCBI's taxonomy places the organism in Eukaryota, Viridiplantae, Chlorophyta, Mamiellophyceae, Mamiellales, Bathycoccaceae.
AUGGAAAAGUUUGACGUCGCGAAGACGAGCCCGACGAUGGACCGUCCGAGCACGCCCACGACGUUCGCGAGCGCGCCGGUCGAGGAGAGCGCCAAGGGAACGGCGGAUAAGUUGAAGCUGAAUUUCUACCUCCCGCACGAGGUGGCGCACGACGAGGAGGAGGUGGACAUGGUGCUCGUGCCGGCGACGACGGGGGACUUUGGAAUCUUACCGGGACACGUGCCGACGGUUUCGCAGCUGCGACCGGGGGUGGUGAGCGUGCAUUUGAACGAUAAAGACGUGAAGAAAUACUUCGUCAGCAGUGGAUUCGCGUUCGUGCACGCGGAUUCGACGGCGGAUAUUUGCGCCAUCGAGGCGGUGCCGGUGGAGCAACUCGACGGGGACGCGGUGAGGAAAGGGUUGGCCGAGCAUCAGGCGAAAUUUACGAACGCGAAGGAUGAUUUCGAAAAGGCGAACGCGCAAAUCGGUAUCGAUGUGUGCAACGCCAUGGUGGCUGCGCUCGACGCCAAGUAG